AUGGAGGAACAGCGAGGUCAAGACAGAGGGUCAUAUAUCUGGGUGAGAAGCAUGCAUAAUAUCUGCAUCGAGCAGUUGUGGGUGGACUGGACCAGCAUGGUCGGGUCCAAAUGGAAGUCACCCUUCCAAGAUCUUGAAGUGACUGGUGGACUCAAUCCCGAUAACACGGCCCAUAUUUGGCUCCUACAUCACCUUUUCUUACCUUUGAUUAACCACAAGGCGAUACAAUGGGCCAAUGCAUGGAACAUGCAUAAGAUGGCCUUACCAGAUGGACAGUGGAGUCAUUCACCCGCUGAUCUUUGGUGGUUUAGCAUUUUACAAACUUCCAGCCGCCCGAAUGUUGAUGAAAUUGAUGAGUAUGGUAUCGACUGGGAGGCAUAUGAAGAUCAGCACAUACAGGCACAUCAUACAGAGGGUAAUCAGCCAGACCACCUAGGUCACAAUCCCUUUGUUGCUCACCGACCUGAUCAUUUCAACAUUGUCGAGGUCGAGGAGCCAAAUUGUCCCCUGUCCCCCCAGCAUCUCACUAUCUUACAUCAGUAUAUUGUAAAUAUCCCCGACUCUACCAUGACAGAGAGGAAGAUACUUUGGAUGGAGUCGAUGCAAGUGUGCGCACAGUUUGUUUCGUAA
Messenger RNA from Suillus plorans, 630 nucleotides. RefSeq lists its product as uncharacterized. The record is from RefSeq and is a predicted model, not a curated record. The transcript is spliced from 3 exons. Lineage: Eukaryota; Fungi; Basidiomycota; Agaricomycetes; Boletales; Suillaceae. Bases 1 to 630 code for a protein of 209 amino acids.